GAGAAAACUUGUCGGAAAGGCUGCGUAUUCACAACCAAAGUGUCUCAGCAUUCAGCAAAAAUAAGAGAUUGGAUUCCAAUCGAUAAAACAAAAUUAUCUUACAAUGAGAUUAUUUUAGGAAUUGUAAAUAAAUUCAGGAAGACCGAACUUUUGACCCAGUAUUCAUUGACCCAGUCACUUAAAAAAAUCUGAGACUCAUUUUGACAAUGAAGAAAUAAGCCUUGUUUCGCUUUCCAUCACUUUCAAUGUAACAAUGUAAAAAAAAAACAAGACAGUUGCCAGAAUUCAGGUAUCGUCAAAAAGGUCGUUAGGCGGCAAUAGUUCUUUCAGCCCAGUCAGCAGAACAUAAGAAGAUGCAAAAUUAAAUUCUAAGUCACUUGACUCAGAUAUAUGUGACUCUUCUUGAUGAAUUAGGUCUCUCAGCUUUUGCACACCAGAAUUUGCAAUCUUCGAAAUACGAGUGUCAUAUGAGUGGAGACACGGAAAAAAUAUUUCUGUAAAUGAAAAAAAGCAUUCACUAUAAAGAAGUCGCGUUUCGAAAUCCUCACUCUUGCAAUUAAGAAAGCACGUUUCCAAUUGUGACACCACUUGGCGUACAAGCUGCUCAAGCAAGUUAGGAGCUGCAGAAGAAAGCUUCAAAAAUAUCGAUUGUUCCAAAAAUUUAUAAAAGUCCAAAAACUUUGCUCUCGACAAAACAGGAAAUCCCUGUGUAGCGUUUGUUUGCAUAAUCCGAUGCGUGUCGACAAUUAAAUGUAAAACGUACUGUGCCAAGUCCGCCAACCGUGUCGCAAUUUGGAGCAUCCUUAAAUCUCUUUUUAGUAAAAUAAGAAUGUCCUCGAAAAGACUUUUAAUUUUGGCAAAAAAUUCGUCUGGAUAGUCUUUUGCAGACGAUAUUUGUGGAUCAGCUGAACAUUUUAAAAACCGGAAUAUCCCAUCAAAGACAUAGUUCAGCGUCUUUAAAGAGACCCCUUCAGAGCUUGCUCGUUUUUCUUGAAGACAUUCAUAAAUGUUAGAAAGCAGGUACAAAUCUGAAAGAUUCUGUCAGUAAGUUUUUUUUUCAAAGAGUAAUUUAAGAAUAAAUUACUUUUAAAUCUCUAAUCACCCCAAUUUCAUACUUAAACACGUCCCAAACACAUACCAAUAUCGUCAAUUUCCUUCUGAAGCACUUUGCUAGGAAGAUGCAAGGUCUCGAGAACGCAAGAAGCUUCCAAUUUCAGUUUGCUUUUCUCUUGAUUAAGUACUUUCUCUGCCAGCAAUGUUGCUUUCAAUUCGUGAUUCUUUUCAUCUUGCAAUUGUUGCCUCAGUCUUUUGAUAUAGAGCUCCAAGCUUUCUCCCUUUGGCUUAUUCCUUACAAUGCUCCAUGAAAUUGCCAGUUUAGUCUCAUCUCCUUCUAAAACAUUGUCCAUUUUAAGAACUGGAAGUUUGUUUACGCGUUGAGAACGAACGCGUAAGACAAGUAACAUUUGUAUUAUUUAGUGCAGCCUAACAAUAUCUCGUUAAUGACUCUUUGUUUACAUCCUGAACACGACUUUCUUCUCUGCAAUAUACAUCUAUCGUUUGCCAAAUUGAAACCAGAAGAAUUCCCUUUUAUCUUUGCUAUAUAAAUUGCUGUAUAACUUUAGUAAUCAGUUAUUUCUUUAUCGAAAAGGGGUAGGAAUACAGCGAGAGUUCCUUUUGAUAAUUUUUGAAACUUUUUUGAGAUCUAAUGACGGCUAUGUGGGAUGGAUUCGCCGAUUCGUUUUGGACAAGAGAUUAUAUAACCGGUGUCAAAAGUGCCCAGGAAUUAAUUAAUCAAGGCAUUGAGCAAAAUAAAAGCUUACUUUCUUUAUUACAAGCAAAGUCGAAGGCAUUGAUUGCAUGCUCCGACAUUCUUGUCAAAGCAUGUGCUAAACACGAUAAACAAUAUCCUUUCAGUCACGAUACAAACAUCCUCUUGACUUCUGCAGCCAUUAACGAGUUGAGAGAGGAUUAUUUCUGCGAAGCGUCUUUGCAAAAAAAGUGGAGUGAGCAACUAGAGUAUUUAGUAAUUGGUCCCUUUGAAAAAUGGAAUAAGAAUUAUGCAAAGCGAGUUGGCUCCUUAUCUUCGACGAUUCAAGUCAAAAUUGAGAAUUAUAAUUCACGCUUGCUACACGUUCAAAGACUAAAAUCUUCCUUACUGAAUCCAAAACAACGAGGGCAUCGAAAAUCAAGCUCUCUUAGCUCUAUUAAUUCACGAACCCAAGGCAGCAACAAAAAGCUCGAAUCUGAGAUGCCUUUUAUUCUAGCUGGCAAAAAUUACUCAAACGAUGAGUUUUCCAAGUUUCUAUCGACUUUAAAAAAGACAAUGAACAAGGUAAGCAAUAGUCAGCCUGCCGAAUACGUGACGCAUGAUGUAGACUUCCAAAAAGCGUUGUCAUAUACUCUUCCUGGUUCAGAAAAAUCAAAAUUGGAACAAAUGACUGAUGAAUUGGCUGCUCUUGAUAUGGUGAACGUAAAGGAGCGAACGGACAAGUCGGUCGGUACCCCAAAUUCGAAUGUUCAAUUGACACAGAAAGCAAUAAACCUAAUAAACACCAACCAAGAAGACUCACUCGACAGCUCUUCCUUUUUUAGUACACAAAACGAAAACAAACCAGUGUCAUUUUCUAAUGAUCUAGAUAAAUACUAUCUGGCAUUUAGUAAUUUAGAACAAUCAAGGAUAGAGCUAGAGCAAUACUUGUUUACGUACUACAAGGAACUUGAGAAAUGCGAAAUUGACCGACUCUCAGCAAUCGAGACCAUUUUGGCAGACCAUUCUGGCUGCUUUUCAAGUUUUACAACUCGUCUUGAAAGUGUUGUAUCGAACCAGACUAAAACGACUCGCUCUCUUGACAAAUUACAAGAUCUCUCUAAUCAAGUCAAACGUUAUUAUACUGGUUACUUUACAUCUGUCUCCAAUGCUGAUCUUUUUUUGCAAAAUGGUUAUGAAUCCCCCAUUAAGUCAUAUUCUUUCCUUGAUACACAGAUAUCCAGAGUAGUACCAGAAGUUUUGAUGUACUUAGUAGAUGGAUACUCUUAUAUAAAAGAUUUUGAUGCUCUGUACACGAUUUGGACAAAGGAGGUACCUCUGAAAAAAGCUUAUGAAUUAAAGUCAAUAUUGCUGAAUAAUGCAAUUAUCGAUGUUGUUCCAAUAUUGGAAAAAUAUCCUUUACACACUAUUGCUUUUUCACUAAAACUUUGUUUAUUGGAAUUUUCAGAUUCCCUUAUACGUUCCAGCUUUUAUGACUAUUUCAAUGCCCUUUAUUCAACUUACACCGAAGAUAAAGAUAUAGAACAUCGAGUUUAUUCUAUUCGCCAAUGCUUACUGCACCUUCAUAGUACUCCAUUGAGAUUAUUGGAAGAUCUCAUAUCUCACUUCAAAUUUUUUGCUGAUUCUGCUCAAUUUUCUAGAGACGAUCUGUACAAAAUCGCAAAGAUAAUUGCGCCAUGUAUACUAAGACCCCCUAAAAAUGUAACUCGAAUUUCAGUUGAGGACACGCAUCCAGUUUCGUUAGUUUUAGAUUUGCUACAAGAGUUCAAACAAUUAUUUGGAAAUCUUGAACGUUCUGUCACCCCUCCUAUAGAAAUGGAACGAGCACUGACUCCUAUCAAUACUUCUCCGACUAAAUUAAAGUCCUCUCGGUCUUCAUCACCUAUUAAAUUGCCUUCACCAACCAAGCUAUUUCGUCCAUUUUCUUGAUACAGAUUGAACUAUAUUGUCGAUUAAUCAAAUUACAUUCUUUCGAGAUACUACUCUUCGUCUGGGUGACUCCUCGAUUUUGCGACUUGUGUCAGUAAGAUCCUCUUCUUCGCUAUAUUCUUCUUCUUCCGUUAUAUAGCGCACAGCAUCACCAACGAUAUUUCCUACUUUAUGGAAAAUGUUAUUACUCUUAGCUUUUACAGAAGACCAUCCUCGCUGCGAAUCCUGAUUUUCUGGUGUUUUAGGGUGGGCAAAUAUUGUUCGAACGUUAUUAUUUAUCUAAUUUCAUGUUAGCACGUUAGCAUGUUUCAGUUAUUGAGUCUUACCUUAAAAAACGGAUUCGGAGGUGCUUCAUCUAGAGAAUUUCGAAACCUGGGGAACAAGGAUCUAGUGUUGUUCUCUGGAUAUUCUAAUGAUUUACCUAAGGGUUUAUCGUUCGUUUGAGAGCUGCUGCUUUUAACGCUGUUGUAGGUUGCAAGCACACCAUUUUUUAUUGAGUUAGUCAAGACGUUUGUAUCAAGAGAUUUUCUUGGGAUAUAAGACAUAUCGCUUCCUAUUCGUUUGUUUUUCCUUAGUGAUUCCAAUUCAAAAGUCACGUUCAACAGGGUUGGCAUGUCCGCAGAAAAUUGAGAUUGAAGUAGCUUGAUAGAAUCAGCGAAGUUAUAUUUUAGGAGAUAUUCUCGUAAUUCAAUCAGAAUAGCACAACAAAAAUCUAUAGUAAAGUCGAAUGCGCCAUUGAAGCCAUCUUCAUUUUUACCUAAUAAACGUGCUCGCGUUUGGUCAGCUAUAAUCGAGUCCCAAAGGCGUAUAACAUCUGGCAAAGGGAAUUCCUGAGUGAAAAGGCAGGUAUACCAGCGAAAAGAGUAGUACGUGGGAUUGAUUUCUUUCCUAUGCUGUGCAGUUAAUCUGUUAGCUCUAAACCUUUUGAGAAAAACACAUACCAUACACUGCCAUAGUUCAAAAUCAUAUUGCUUCAAACGAUCUGUGAAUUUUGACAUUAAAAAAUAAAUACCAUGACCAGAGUCGUGAUCCAAAGUUUUUUCAUAAAGGUCUCGAACUUGAACCAUCAUCUUGGUAAAUAGAAAGAAGGAGUCACAUUCGCAAUAAAACCGAUUUUCAUAAGAAGGGUCAGUUGCUAAGACAUAGUAUAAAGGAGCGAGCAGUUCAUUCAUGCCUUGAACGUAACCAAUUCCGGGGUUUAAUUUAGCAUAAAUAAAUAAAAUUCGUUCUGUAGCCUCUCGAUGGAUUCCUAACUCAUCCUCGUUUUCUUGAAUUGAUUUUUCUAUGCUUUUUCUUGGUUUGCUGGAAAUAAUACUAGAGGAAGUAGGAGACUCAUUUUCUAGAUGAUAAAUUCUUUCUUGGAGAGAGCGAUGUGAAUCCUCAAGAAACUGAAAGAAUUCUUCUUCACUCUGAAAUGGAAUGUCUUCAAUUGAAAAUCCAGUUUGCAUCGAAAAUGCGGUGCUUCCUUUUGUUGAAGUAGAAUCCUCCGUUUGAGCUUCUGCAACAGAGGAAACGGAAAAAUUCAUGGCGCUUUCUGAUUUUCCUUGAAAAAAAGAUAGGUCAGGUAAAGUUCGUCGGAUGUCUUUGUCAAUCUGUUCCAAUGUCUGGUUAUCUUCAAAAUAUUGCUUCCAUUUUGAGUCCUUAUUCGUGCUUAAAGGCUAAAGAUAGAUUAGCAAAGGAAGCUCUUCUAAUAUUUAUAAAAAUAACUUACAUGAUCCUCA
Molecule: messenger RNA, 5418 nt
Organism: Schizosaccharomyces cryophilus OY26
Lineage: Eukaryota; Fungi; Ascomycota; Schizosaccharomycetes; Schizosaccharomycetales; Schizosaccharomycetaceae
Product: RhoGAP
Exons: 9
Coding region: 1706-3697 (663 amino acids)
Biological process (GO): cytoskeleton organization; small GTPase-mediated signal transduction
Cellular component (GO): division septum; plasma membrane; cell division site
Molecular function (GO): GTPase activator activity
Source: RefSeq, a predicted model, not a curated record